CGGACAUCUUGACAGUACACAUCUUGAAAUCGAAAGAAAAACAUGAAACCUCUCUUGUCUUUUGCUGCUAUUAUCAGCGUUAUUUUGUCGCUUGCUGUUGAGGGAAAUUCCGACAAUAAUCUCCAGUCUGCCGAUGAAUUUCGUGGCUAUAUAUUCGAGCUUCAGGAGGGUGUUAAUCGUCUGCUACGCGAUGUGGAAUAUUUAAAUAAAAAAGCAUUUCGAGAAGCUAAGUUGUUGCAGCAACUUAGGACCCAAAAGCUAACAAACGAGGGAAACACAAAUGUAUGCGAGCCAUUAAAUGUCUUCUUCAAUAAAACCCAAGUAGAGUACAGUGUCCUGGAGGACACAUUGCUAGCCAGCCUAAAAACCAGUCAAAAUGAACAAAAUUCCAAUCUCAAUGGGAUUUUGCAAAGACAAAAGGAACACAUCAAGAAAUGUCCUACUAAUACAGCUGUGGAUAUACUAUCAGAAUUAUUGGAGGAUAUCAAUGGAAAAAUCAAUGGAUUCGAAAAAGAAUUCGAAAAAAUCGAAUCUCUCCAAAAGGAAUUGAAACCUAAAACAAAAGACGCAGAGAAACAACAAAUGGAACUACUAAACGAUGUCAAUGCAAAAUUAAAAGCCAAUCAAGUGAAGCUGGAAAAUCAUGAAAAGCAAUUACCCAAGCUAUUGGAUCUGAUGAAGUCUCUGAAGCAAAUGUCUGGGAAAAGUGUACAUAAAUUGCCGAUCUCAUUCAUAUUGGGCUCUGAAAAUUUUCCACUUAGCGACACGGAAUAAAUUAAACAUUUAUUGUGUUUUUAAUAAAAUGUCUUUAAAAGUCAAA
Molecule: messenger RNA, 820 nt
Organism: Musca domestica (house fly)
Lineage: Eukaryota; Metazoa; Arthropoda; Insecta; Diptera; Muscidae
Exons: 2
Coding region: 43-774 (243 amino acids)
Source: RefSeq, a predicted model, not a curated record